This is a messenger RNA of Amoebophrya sp. A120, 11780 nucleotides long. NCBI's taxonomy places the organism in Eukaryota, Dinophyceae, Syndiniales, Amoebophryaceae. The record is from the annotation of a GenBank genome assembly.
GCAAUUCGGAAGAAGCAAAUUUGUCCAUUUCUCUUUCUUCGGAAGCAGUCCACUUACACAAUAUCUUUCCCCCUCAAAAUUUUGUACAACAAGUAGAAGCACAACUUUUCUUCUUGCGUUGUAACUCUUUUAGUCGUCGUUGUAACGUAAGUAUUUACUGAGAACAAGAAGCGGCCGCACUGCUACAAUUCUUCGCCCGGCAGCGCAGUGGAAAUGAUUCCCGGGACGAUGUUGAACAUCUUCUUCAAGAGGUUGUUCUACAAAAAAUCGGUUCCGUGCGCCGGCGUGGCCGCGAAGUUCAUUCUGAUGCAACACUUUUUCUACUGGGGAAGUGUCAACAACUGCGUGGUCGAAACGGCUGGUCUUGCAAUCAAAACGACGACGAGUCCUGGUCUGCUGAGAUUGUUGGCGAGGAAGGGAAAAACCACACGGAAGCUCAAGCAUGGAACUCCUACACUAGAGGAGAAGGAAACUGAUCCGGUUCUACUCUCUGUUCCUGGGCCGCGGAGCACGAGGAAGCGACGAGUCAUUAAGGCUUCUUUUGCGGAAGAGCAGGGGCAUGAAGCCGAAGCCUCGAACAAGGGCGGUGUUGAUAUCAAGUGCAAAAAUGUCUGGGUCUGGAAGAAUGCAUGUUUGUCAUGCUUGUCUAGCAUAACUCUUAAACCUGUCAUGCACAUUACCCAAGAGCUCCGCUUUUCUGUGAUGCAGAAGCGCAGUUUGUCAUGCAGAAUAGGCAACACCUAGGAGCUCAGAAACUUGUCAUGCUGAGCCAGCCUUUGUAGCCUCAUCAUGAGACGCCACCCAGCAUCACAAGCUUCCAGACCCAGACAUUUUUACAUUUGAGAGUUGAAGAGGUAAAACAAGAAGCAGCAACGACGGCGACGCAAACGUACAGCUACGACUGCUCAGUGACUUCCACGGAGGGUAUCCAGGCGCUGGGGCCAGCUUCCCCGUGCGCCUUUGGAGGCUGCUAUCACGUUGGUGCGUGGGAGGAGUGGGCUGCUAACCCAUGGGAGUAUCCUGUUCAAAAGCCGAUACCCACGACCCCAUAGUCAAGAUGGGAUGAGUUAUUAUGUUGUAAUACAAGGCCGCAGGUGGGGCCGCGAAAUGUAAGAGAAACUGCCCUCACAUGUAAGAUUUGUCUGAGAAGAUCUCUGGGCUGGGGAGGCUUUUAGAUAGGAUACGAAGGGUCACGAAGAGUGCAACGAGGACGAUAACGCAGAGGUGACGAAGACCUUCGAGCAGGUCCGACAACGGUGCGCCUUCAAGCAUUGCAGGGGUGUGGGGUUUUUGCAGUACACUUGCAAGAGUUUGGCGAGCUGGGAGUGUGAAAAGUAUGGCAGUGCCCUAGUUUCUAAUGAUUGCGGCGGAUCCGUGGGUAUCCAUUGCAAAUGUGUCUUGGUCUCGAGCACUUACCAGCGCAGAUGUUUGCCAUGCAGUUUCUGCAUGAAGACCUUGAUCCCCGAAGAACCCGAUGCCGUGUGUGCGCCCCCCAAAGUAAUCACGGGUUCGGCGAGCGCUCCUUAAUGCCUAUUCUGUAGGAGAAGUCCCGCCAUCGCGUGGCAAACACCGACUCGCGUUCGCUCUUAAUGCAGGACGGAUUUUUUUAUUAUGGUUUCCUUUUGUUUUUUUUUCCAAAGAGCCGGUAAAAUGCAUUACAAAUUGGACUUGAGGAUCUUUUGAAAGUCGGUCAAUCGGUCGUGUCCACUAGUGCAACUCGGUGUAUGUUCAUCAAGGAAGACAGUUCUACUCAAGAUCGGUCGUGUAUAAAGUUGUGACCCCUUCCGAAAAAAAAAAGAACAGUGAAGUCAGAACAAGCUAGAAAUGCUGCCCAUUUUUGAAAAUUCGGUCACAAUGUCACGAAGUAGAUUUUAAUUUUUAAAAUUAGGGGCGUUUUUGAUGGCAAUUAAAACAAGAAACUUCUGUCGGUCAUCGCUCUGUCCGUUGGGCCUGAAGGAGAUCAGGUAGUAGAAGUAGAUCUGUAAUAGGGAAGCGUGCUGAAGAACGCAGACAUAGCUUGGGCCGUUGAUAGACACUUCGUGGGAGAGGGUUAGUGUAGCAUUGCUGAUGUAGAGUAGGAGCAGGAAGCUCAGGAUUAUUUCUUUCAUCCUCUUUCUUUUUUUGGACGGUGAGACACCUUUGUAAAAUAGUCCACGGCGUUUUCUUUGCGGUAGAUUCGCGCUGAGUAGCAGUAAUGUUUCCACAUUAUUCUCGAAGUAGUGUCUCGCCACGACCAGCCUCUUUUUUUUAUUCUUUAGCAGCAGUACUUUCGCAAAAAGAUGAGGUAGUGAGCAGCCAGGCUUCGUUGCCUUCCAGGUUUUAGGAGAGCUGCAGGCCCAGCGUUGGCGUUUUAUUGUACGGGAAGGCAGAGAAAAGCACAAGACGCAAUGGGGAGGAGCGCAGUGCAAGAUCAAGUUCGGCUACGUCCUACGGCCAUUGUGGAUCAGUGCGGAUGUGCCAAGAACGAAGAAAUCGGUGAAGCUGAUCAAACCGAUGCCGAGCUUGGAAGAGGCGAACAGACUAAACGCCGCAUUCGCAGCGGAGGAGAUUUACUGGCACGAAGAACUGCCCUACGCAGUAAUCAGGACGCAAAAUAAGGGAGGAAUAUCGAUGUUGCGACGCAACGAAUGCCUCACUCUGUCGGCCGAACGGAAAAAGGAGAUAAAGGAUGAAAUCGAAGAUCUAGAAGCACGGGAACGCCGGGCAAGAGUAGCAGAGCAGAUGCAGGAAAAAGAAGUGAUGGACCCGCUACCAACAGUGCAGAGCCAAGCAAAGGACUUCCCCCUGACAAUCUUGACGGCGAAUACCCGGGGCUUUUGAAGCGGCAGCGCGGCCGCGCCGGAGUCACUGAUAGCAGCGGAGUUGCUGAGUCUAGGGGCGCGUGUGUGCGUGCUCAUAGACUGCAACUUCCCCAAAAAUAAAGAUGAGCCCUGGGACGCAUUCGUGUGCAUGAUGGAGGAGCAUUACGAGGUAAUUCACCUGGAGGACGUCAUCAUAGCGGUAGCAAAAGGCGAACAGCUGCAACGGGGAGGAGACGGCAAGGCCUUUCACAGGAUACCAGGCACGAGGUCAAUGUAUCGGUUUGCUGUAAAUGGAAUAGAAAUAAUAACGGGCUACGUCAGACCGACAACGCAGAACGGAGAAGAAACAAAACAAAGGCGGGAAGAAUUGCAGAAGACCCUGCACGCGAUGGACAGCGGGGCGGGAGCAAGGAUGGUAGUAGGUACUGGUGACUGGAACUGGGAGAAAGUAGUCAGGUCCUGGACCGAAGAAAGGGAGGCGAGUGUAUUAGACCUGAUUCCGCAGUGCAUUACCAGAGCGACGGUUGACUCCAAAACCCGCCCAGAUGUGGCUCUGGUGAAGAAUAAAGGGCAGAGCCAGGUCACAGCAACAACCCAGGAGCUGAAGUUCAUUUUGUCAGACCACCAAGCCACAGUAGUGAACAUCGAUAGGGCAGCAUUUACCAAACCAGCGGCAAGUAGUAAACCAAAGGGAGCAAUGCCGAGGAUGAGAGCACCGGCGGUGAUGACAGCGGAGCAGAUAGACAGAUUCCAGGAGGAAAUGGGGAAGUUUGCGGACGCAGAAGAAGGAGAUUUGCAGCUGAGCAAACAGGUCAAAGAAGCGAUGAAGUGCGCGGGGAUCCAACUGUCAAAAACGAGACCAGCUCAGCGCCGCACGGUUCUAGUGGAUGUUGCAACCAACAGAGUCAUCCUGGAUACGGAAGAAAUCGGAAAGCUGCAGGAGGCGAGAUUUAGGCGGAAAGAGCCGAAAGGAGGAGACCCAGUACCGGCCGAAGAAGUCCUGAAGUGGAUACAUCAAGCCCCCAGUAAACAGGCCGAAUGGGGGGAAGGAUCGUGGCAGCGAGCGGUAGCAGCAGUGCAUGCGAAAAAAUCGCCGGGCUUUACUGGUACGCGGCCAGAACAGGUCCGAUUAGUACCUUCGCGGUACUGGUCGAAAUGGGUCAAACAGCAGGCGGAAAAGUACAACAACCUUGUACCGAUAGAAUUCGAAAAAACAAAUGUGAUUGUGGGCCUCGACAAGACGCAAAUAAAUGCAGGACAGGUCACGAACCUCCGCCCAGUAGCCAUACCCGAGGCGGGAGACAAACCAGGGGAAGGGCUGCUCCUGGAAGAACUGCACGACAUCGCGAAACGGGUCCCGUUCGCUAAUGCGUACAUGCCGGGCAAGAGCGCCUGCGCGUCGCUGUUUCGGGUGGUGGUCUUCAUGAACGAGAAGAAACCAGGGAAGACGCGAGCCAUCCGGAAAGCGGAUGUUGAAGGGGGUUUCGAGAAUACCUUCCACAGCGAGUUGGUGAGGAGACUCCUAGAACGAGGUGCCUCGAAAGAGCUUGCGUUCCAAGUCUUUCACUGGUUGAGAGAGCGGACACAUGCCUUGGUCGUGGAUGGACUCGUCGUGAGGAAGUGGACACCGGCCGCCGGGAUGGGCCAAGGCCCGAGACUCCCCCCGCCGCUGUGGGUCGUGUUCCUGGGGAAGCCGAUCGACGCCCUCAGUCGGGAGAUCAUCCGGUUCGACCCCGAAGUGUUCGCAGACGACGUCUUGUUGGCCUUCGAGUUCGCUGCUGACAGCUACGCAACUGAAAAAGAGGGGGCAGACACAUACCUCAAAGCCUGGGAACAGGCUACAGGUCUGACCUUCGGGAAGGUGGAGUGGCUGCGCGCGACGACAGGCUCCACCUCGGCCAGUGUUGACUUCGAGUAUUUGGGGUUCUUGGUGCAGUCUUGUGGGUCCACAGUGCGGGAAUUGGACAAAAGGAUGGCGCGGAUUAACUCCAACGCGAAGUCCAGGAACGCGGUGGAAAACGAGCAGCGGGAGCCUGCUGAGGACAUCCUGCACUUCCAGCAGAAGUGCAGGUCCCAGAUCACAUACGCGGCUGCUGCCUUGUACGAAGGCGUAAAAGAAAACGAAGUCAAGCUGACGCAGCUACAUCGAACGGUGGCGAGAGCAAUAAGGGCGUCGCUUGGACUCUCCAACACCUUCCCCUUCCGGGCUGCCUACAAGUUGAUCGGCAUGCAAGAGGCGGUGGACCUUUUGAAGACAGAACAUGAAGCGAUGAAACUCUACCAGGAAGGGCGCGUGGGUUCUUUCGAAAUUUCUGCAAGCGACAUGCACCGCCAGCCGGAAUGGUAUGACGAUACCAGGGUGGAAAUAGUUGACUCGAAAGAAGCCUACCAGAGGCUUGGAGUGGAGCAUGGCGACGAGGAGAAGCUCGUGAAAGUGAUGGAAGAGAAGUACUGCGCACUGCCAGUCCCAGCAACGGAUCUGAGGGCAAGCACCGAUGGAGGCCUCGCCCCGAAAGCAGAGCGGGCGAAAACGCCGGACCACCAGAGGAGAGCCAGCUGCUACAUCGAGUCGGCCACAGAUUCCCAGGCAAAUUCUUGGAAGAUCUGGACGGACUUCCACCAGCACGAUACCGAGGCGCUAGCGCUGCUGGAGUGCGUCAAGUGGAUGAAGGAAUGGUUGCGCGGAGAUCUACAAACCAUCUUCAUCUUCGUGGACUGCAAUAGCGUUUUGCAGUCGCUCGGAAACGCCUGCAACCGGAAGGAGAUAAUGCGGUCGAUUAGACUAGCGGUCAACAAGCUGCUGGAGGAAAGCAAGACAGUAAAAGUAGUAAUGCAUUGGUGUCCGGCGCACCGCAACUUCCGCCUCAACGUCUUUGCGGACCUCCUAGGGAAAGCGAAAAACCAAGAACCUGACACACCGCAAGACAAGCCACUUCUUACGAGGAAGUGCGUGAAAAAGAUGGUGAAAGACGACCUCCAAAGAACGAAGGAAGAGGAGGAAGAAGAAGAGGGAGAACACGAAGACAACACCUGCCUCGCGCGGGAACGGCGGGUGCAAGUCCUCGGGAGAGUCCCGCUGGCAGGUUUGACGCCACAACAACAGAGAGUGGUGAUGAGUCUCUGGACGGGAGAAUCAUUUUUGCCACUCUCAUUGACCAGAGAAGACAAAAACGGCUGGCCAGUGUGUAGAAAAUGCGGCGCCUGCCUCAAGGUGCGGAAUGUGAAGAACAAGCAGAAGCCCUGGAUAACAGGGGCGAGAACGGGAGAAGACCUUGACGUGAGGCGGUUCAAUAGAAUAGUGGAUCACCUCCUGGUUGAAUGCAAAGCAGUAGAAGGAGCCGCAGACUACGCGGGGCGCGACGCCAUCGAGAUUAUCAAGAAGGGGCCGAAAGUCCAAGCGAACAGGCUCCUCAAAGCAAUAGGCAAAGCCGGAGACGCAAUCUCCGCUGACAGCGGCUGGCCAUUCCAAGCGAAACAAACAAAACCAACAAGGGCGGAAGAGGCGGAAAAGAUACCAGGAGACUGGCUGGAGGAAGUAGCAAAAGCCUUGAAAAGAAGAAAACUGAUUGCAGAGCACGCUGAUGAGGUUGGGGAGUGAAGAGAAGAGGAAAGAUAAUUAUUAUCUCCCCGGUGGACAGCUCGUUUGUGCUGCUCUUCCGAAAAGACAGCUCUUCUUUUCCUCUUUCAGCAGGCUCGGUUUCUAGUUCUUUUUGCUUGAGCGGCAACCCGGAGCACAUUUCGAAGAAAAUUGUCUCCCCGGUGGAACGCUAGUUCGAAAAAGUUUUUGAUCAUCCGACGUUCAGCUUCUUCUCCGAUCAACUGGCUCGGAUUUUAUCAACUCUCUGCUGUGGUCGCUUCUGAAAGAGCACUAGUACUAGCAAAGAGCAAAAGUAUUAUUAACUCCUCGACCUGUUGCUCGCCUCAAGCUGUCAUUUAGUUUUAUCUCUUUCCACCGCCAUGCUCAAGCUCAGCUCACACCUGAGUAGAGAGCCAGUUUUUUUUUGUAUCUAUCUUUGACACGCACACACUCAACAUAGCCACAAGACCGGAACAGGUCUUUCAACUCCCUUUGUUUUUUCAUGCUGCUUAUGCUGCUUUCCGUAAGGUAUUCUCGAGCUAAGUGUCCAUUUUUCUGGUACUUUACUAAAGGAAAAGCCACGCGGCCGACACUUAGCCCGAGGAGAAGGAAGGUAGCAUUUUUCUGGUACUUUACAGAAAACUACAGCAACGAGAUCCGGAAAUUGUUUUCGUUCUCCAUUUUGUACUCUUUGUUUCUUUUGUUUUCGAUCUCCAAGCAAAUCUAGUUUAGAACAGCAGCAGGAGAUCUCAGGAUCAAAGCAACUUUUUUUUUUUUUCUGUACGUUUGUAGACCUCAAACAUCAAGAGAAGGAUCCGGAAAUAUUUGCAUACGGUCUAUCCUUUGGUUUCAUUUUGUACAAAGAGCAUUACUUUCAUGUCUCUCCUACUUUUGUUUCUUUUUGUACAAAGAUCAGAACAAGGCCCCACACCCAGGCGAAGGUAUCUGAAGGCUCCGCAGAGGGUCGAAGAACGGGUUAAGAUUCCUAUAAGCACGCCCUAGAUCCCACGUGUUAGGGCUAAGCGGAUAACCGCCGUGAAUUUGUAGCACCACCGGGCCGCUGCCCGAGGAGGUUCUUUUCAAUCGAGCUGCCAAUCAUACAGAAGAGACUGCUUUCUAAGCGAGACGAGCCACGUUUAAAGACACUUUUCUGCUAAAUACCCUAAAAGUUAAGUUCUCAGCAUUACAAAGCAGAAGAGGAAUAGUCAGAGACACAAACAGAGCCAAGACAGUUAGGAUUGAGAAGUGGUAAAACAGUUGACACAAGCAGGAAAGACAAAAAAAAAAAUAUAAGCAAGUAGUGAGGUGGCCGCAGCGAGCACAAAGAGGUCGCACCUAGAGCGAUAGUGCAACGCGAGCGGCGCAAGAGCAAUGAAAAUUUUUUUUAAAAAAAAAAAGGAAAAGAAAAGUGAAAAAAAAACGGAAAAGAUCGCAAAAGAAAAGAGAGAAGCUCAAGCACAGGAGGGUGCAGAGCAGCGACACAUACUUGGUAGACCGCAGCAAAGUGUGAAUAACUUCGCGUUGAUCACUGCGCUCGGUGGCGUUGGGGUGACUGCUUCUUUGCUACGCGCGAAAGAAGUGGCUGGGCGUAAGCUUGGGGUGAGAAUUUCCUCUUCGACUUCGUUAGGGUCAGGGUUUUAGCAGCGCUUGGCUUUUACUCGGAAACUUUCGAUGGUUUGAUCGGUGGAUGGGGAUUGCUCUUAAUCUCCUGAACACUAAGGGUGGACAGGUGGUAACCCUGGUGGACACCAAACGGGUGUUCGUCCGCUACUAAAACGGGCGGCGUUCGGACAUCUGGGAUGCGGCUGGCGACCAACCCAGUGCAGGCAAUUAACCUUGAGGAAGUUCUCGCAUCUCUCUGACAGUUCCUGGCUCACCUGAUAGCAUUCCUCCACUAUCAAAGAAGCUUGCUUCACAUUGUUUUUUUUUCCUUCUCACCCAGAGAGAGGAUCACAUAAAUUUGCGCCUUUCCAGGCCGAGGCACAUGCUUGCAAAGGAUAGGCAACUGCAUGCACAAUUUGGGCGAUGAUCCUGAAUGGUAUCGGAAGCUCGAUAAAGAUAAGGGCCGCAUCAAAGAGAAACGGACCUGGACCUGCAAAGUCCCGGACUGUGUCGUGGCCGACAGCAUCGCAGACGAUGGGAACGCUGUACGGAUUACAAAUAUCGAUCUGGGUCUGGAAAUUUGUGAUGCUGGUCGUAGAAUGACGAGCACGCGGCCACAACUGACGGCCAAGCAUGACAAGGUUGUAAGAUCAUACUAGGUGCUGCCUAUCCUGCAUGUUGACAAACAGCAUUUCUGCAUGACAGAAAAAGGGUACAGCUGCCUAACGUGCAUGACAGACAUAAGAGUAAUACUAGCCAACCAUGAGAAGCGUUGCAUUCUUCCAGACCCAGGCAUGUUUGCAUUUGAUGCGCGUCUGGCUCGGAUAAUGACGAGGACCAUGAGGAGGUGAACGAAGCGCCCGAGGGCCACGACUCGUCCGCAAACAAGUUAUCGGAUGAGGAGGCCAGUGAAGAAGUUAUGGUUUGUGUGAUGAGAGGGCAGCUCGGGCCUAGCGAAGCGGCCCGGGAUACAGACGAGGGAACACAAAGCGGAUUUCUAUAAAAGAAAAUGGCUCCGCCUGGCGUUGUCUGUGGUGUACGGUCCCGGGAAGACCUUAAACUCGAGGCCGUACGGAUUUUAUUCUCAAAAUUUUUAUCUUGGCCCGCUGCCACGUCCACACUCAUACAAGCACCCGCUUCAGAGACUCAGUUUCAACUCCAGUUUUCAAUACGGCUGGUCGGUCAAUUUGGGCAACCUAAGUCCGCUUCAGGGAUUCUCGUCCUGCCCGUUUCAGGGCGUCGGCUUACCGCGCCACAUCAUCGCCCCGGUUCAGGGCGUUGUUUUUUUGUGGCCCAUUUCAGGGUGUCAGUCUCAGUUUGCCACAGCCUGCGCACGGAGGCAUACGCUUCUGUACCUUCAAUUUGUCCGGUGCCUUUGUCUUAACAUUUGGUCUGCAGCUCACUAGCAUGUCCUGUGAUAUGAACACUAUCCAACCAGGAAUCAUUUUGCACACUUUGUCUUUCGUAUCUACUGAAGAUUGGCAAUUUGGACCCCUUUCAGGGCGUCGGUUUUCGACUUUGUCCUUCCGACCAAUUUCAGGACGUACGUACUUUCGCCUUUUCAGGGCGUCGACGGGCUUCCAAGGCUUGCGAGUACGAGUUUUAGCGAUAUUUCGAUCCUAGUGCUCGUAUCUUCGUCCGGGCCCGCGAGAUAGUGGUGCGAGAUGUCUCGACAUCUAAACACAGUUCCUUUUCUUUGUUGCCUGCUGCAACAUUUCGUCUUCUACUUCAGUUUCCUUUGGGCCUUGAGCAGAGGCAGCCCCGGGAGGUCAAGCUUAAGCCAGCACUAGUUCUCAUCGUUUCCCGUUUUCCAGUAGCUCCCCACCUGUUGCUCAUAACAAUAGCAGUUUCGUGCACUCACGUUUGCCGUAGCUCUACGUUGCAUGCAAGGCGCUGCGCCAUCUACGCCGCUUGCAGCGUUCCAAUGCCAAGCAACGACUUGGCCCUCUGUCGGAUCUUUUUCAUUGGCUCACUGCCGCCUAUCCGCGUCGCCGUCCCGGCCUCUGUGUGCGUCCCGUUUCCGCUGCUGAGGCACGAAUGCGGUGGCCGCCAUUGGCUGGUGGCGGGGGCGCCGGAUCUCGGGCUUCUGAUGCACCUAGACGCGCUCGCCUGUGGUGGGUUGUGUAGUGCAAGUUGGCAGUCCAAUGCCUCGCUAGCGCUCGAGGGCCACGGCUCCUCCGCGAACAAGUUAUCGGAUGAAGAGGCCAGUGAAGAAGAAGCAGUGGCUGAGGCGACCGGUGAACUGGAAGAGCUGCAAGCUAUUCCGUAUCUUGUGCAAAAACGAGGCCCGCGACAACGCGCCACAUUAAGUACUUAUUAAGCUGGCAACAUGAUACGCGUGGCUUGGAUAAUCAUAAUUGGCAUGGUGCGCCGUCCGCAGGAGAAGCGAUCUCUGGUGGUGGUUUUUUCCCUUUGAUGUCAUGAGUGCAGGGAAGAGAUACAACUUCCGGUGCGAUGAUCUCACAGCUGUUGUCUGCACUCAGCAGGAGAAUUGACCAGUUGAUAUUGAUUUUAUUUUUCGGAAGCUUGUGCUACUUGUUUUCCAUGGCUGUUCUACUAGUGCUUGUCAAGAAGCACUUUGUUAAACAUCAUGGCUAGCCAGUUGUGCUGUCUAGCGCCCUGCUGCUGGGGAACAGCCAGGUACUUAGUAUUAAGCUUGUACUGCAGAACGCGAGGAGUCAUGAGCAUGAUCUGUGGCGGUCCUCGUCGUGUGGGGGUUUGUUUUUACACCGGAUAGCAUCCCUGUCGUUCUCGAGGAGCCCUGUUGCUGACGAAGAAGGGGUCGCGCUGUGGGUGGACAGGUGGAAGCAAAGACCACGAAAGGAGGGUACUUAUCUAGCGUGAUUGCGUAAGUUUUUUCACAAUACAAAUUUCCCGUUUCAUUUUCUUCUGCGUAAGACAGGUCAAUGAAGAUCUGCAGCGUGGUACUUCUAGGUAACAACAACCCACAAAGCAGCUGGCAGAACGUAAAAAGUCUAAAACACAAAAACAAACAGGUGCGCCUCAUCGCAGCAAGAGUUUUGUACACAAAAAAGAGCGCACUUUUGGACUUUCAGUUGCUUUUGCAAAAAAAAAAUACGUAUGAGAAUAAACACGAAAAAACAACAUAUGAGAAAAACACGAAAAAACUACAUAGAUAUGUUGAGAAAACACAAAAAAAAAUAAAUAUGAGAAAAACGCAAGAAAAUAGCAAGGCUCGUUUAGUUUAAGUGUCGUCGCGGAAAGCCCCGACACGACCGGGUCGAUCAUUACCCGGUCUGUUUAGAGGGCUUUCUAUAUGGUAGAAGCCACAAGUUUCUUGCCCAGCUUGUCUUUUUGUUGAAGUAUCUCUGGUCACGUGAGGAGAAAGCAAAAAACUUCCAAGAGGUUCCGCGUGACCAUCCACAACAAACAAGCAAACGCUUUUCAGUUUACUUUGUACUAACAAACUUUUACUUUGUACUAUUUAACUGAGGAAGCCACGGCCUUGGAAAAAGGCGAAAGACAACCCCCGCUGUACCCCCGCGAGUCGGUCACGCUUCAUUUUUUUGUAACCCCGGAAUGUAAGAUUUUUUUUGCAAAAAUUAAUUAUCCCGAGAAUGGUGGGAAAAUAAGUAAUAUGAACGCAUCCCAGCAGCGAAUUGAAAACUCCCUCGGCGAGGAGUAGCCGGGGGCUUUUUGCAGUUUGUCGCAACGAAAAAGGUGGACCUUCGAAAAAAUAAUGUAGGGGCUUUUUUUGAAUCGAAGAUGCCAGCUUCACACGUCGUACAGCAACAAAAAGGCCAUCUCGUCCUGUUUGCUCGUGCAGUGCUGGAGCAAAU